AAGAGAUAUAAAAUCUUUCCCCCACAAAUAUGAAGGACCCUCUUAUUUUUCACCCACUUUGUGCUCAAGGCCCAUGUUCCCAGCACAUGACUCUCAUCAUACAAAUCUAAGUUAUUGAGUCCUAAAACACAGAAAAAUAAACCCAUUGAUAUGAACUUUAGAAGUUUUGUACAUGCAUUGUGUAUACGUUUUCUUUGAGCUCUGCACUUUUCUUGUUCAUUGAUGGCAACAAAGAAGAGCUGGUUCAGUGCAUUUAAGAGAUUUUUCAUCUCGGAAACGUAUUCGAGAUUCGGAAAGAAGGAUAAAAGUAAGAGAUGGGCGUUCUUUGUUAAGAGGAAAAAACUAGUUUCAGCUCAAAGGGAAAGUACACCUGAGGAAGCAGAAGAGCAGAGCAUUCAUUAUGAUGUAAACACCAAUGUUGCAGAAACUGAUCAUUCUAUUAGCAUCAUUCAAUCUGCUGAUCAACAGGAGGAUACUGACAAAUCAUCUGAAAUCAACGUUAAUGCGAUCUCUUUUCAAGUUUCUAAUCAGUAUGACAGUAGAGUUCAAGAUCUCGCUGCCACCAAGAUUCAAGCUGUUUUCCGCGGUUACCUGGCAAGGAAAGCACUACGAGCACUUAAAGGAGUAGUCAAACUUCAAGCUCUGAUUCGAGGGUGGGGGGUGCGGCAGCAAGCUAUUAACACCCUCAAGUGUCUGCAGACAAUUGUAAAUAUCCAGUCAGAAGUUUGUGCAAAAAGGUGUGAAAGAGUUAAAGGCACCCAGCAUUUUCAAGAAUAUAAGCCACAAGAUUUGGGAGAAAAGGACAUAAAAAUAGAUUCAAAUAGCCAGAAAAGGUGGGAUGACAGUACAUUAACAAAGGAAGAAGCAAAAGUCCAGAUCUUAAGCAAGAAAGAGGCGGCCAUUAAGAGAGAAAGGAUAAAGGAAUACUACUUGCACCAUCGGAGAUCAGCAGAAUCAGAACGGGACAAGGUAUCUGGAAGACGAAGAUACUGGUUAGAACAAUGGGUAGAUGCCCAACUGGCUAAAAGAGAUGAUCUCGUAAACUUGGACACGACUAAUUCAAGAAACAACAGAGAUGAACUUGGGAACAGACUUCUCAAAUUAAGAAAUAUGCAAAAACAAUAUCAAUCAGAACAUCAGGAUUCUAUGCCAAGAAAGUCAUUUUAUCACAGAAAACAACGAUCAGUUGGGGAAAGCAUUGAGUUUCCAGGUUCUCCUGCCACUCCUACAUACAUGGCAGCCACUGAAUCUGCCAAAGCAAAAGUCAGAUCAAUGAGCUCUCCAAGAUUAAGACCAAUAAAUGUAGAUGUUUGUUCUGAGAUUAAUUCUCCAUAUAAGCACAGGCUCUCUCCCAUAUCAUCGAUCAAUAGUGAGCAGACAAGCAGAAGUUGGAUUCGAAAUGCUGUUGGUUCUUCAGAAAGAUCUCCUCAGUUGAAAGGUGUAGCUGGUCCUGUAAAAUCAAGCAGAUCUAUAAUGGACCUCCACCUGGAUUUUGAAGGAUAGUUAUCAAACUGCGAUAAGCGUUGCACCAAUAGAUAAUGCAGAUUCUUGGGGGCAAUAAAUUGUAAUGACUCAUCUGGUUUUGAGUGUUUAUUUAUCUGAUAUUGUAAAUCAAACUUUAUGAAAUCUAUCAAAUAACAAAACCUUGUGAUCAACAUAUAUAGAAAAGUAAUCCUUUAAAGAC
Messenger RNA from Olea europaea var. sylvestris, 1684 nucleotides. Its product is annotated as protein IQ-DOMAIN 14. NCBI's taxonomy places the organism in Eukaryota, Viridiplantae, Streptophyta, Magnoliopsida, Lamiales, Oleaceae. The record is from RefSeq and is a predicted model, not a curated record. The coding region runs from base 223 to 1503 and encodes 426 amino acids. Gene Ontology annotation, molecular function: protein binding. The transcript has 5 exons.